AUGGGUCUGAAGGGGGCAUGGUGUUUCCCAUGGUGUGGGUGCCGGAGACAGCGAAGGACUGAUGGAGGAGCAGGCCUGGAUCCAGCUGCCCCUCCAGAUCCAGACAGCAGCCCGGCUGUAGCCCCCAUUGCCGCCGAGGGAGGGAUACCAUCCCUAGGGUCUGGUGCUUACUUCAGCAGGAAGGCCCGGCUCUCCUUCCGCCACCAGCUGCAUGAUGUAGCAUCAGCCAACGACUCCACCAUCUGA
This is a messenger RNA of Dama dama (fallow deer), 246 nucleotides long. RefSeq names its product chromosome 5 C17orf114 homolog (gene C5H17orf114). Bases 1 to 246 code for a protein of 81 amino acids. NCBI's taxonomy places the organism in Eukaryota, Metazoa, Chordata, Mammalia, Artiodactyla, Cervidae. The transcript is spliced from 2 exons. The record is from RefSeq and is a predicted model, not a curated record.